This is a messenger RNA of Dovyalis caffra, 447 nucleotides long. The record is from the annotation of a GenBank genome assembly. Lineage: Eukaryota; Viridiplantae; Streptophyta; Magnoliopsida; Malpighiales; Salicaceae.
AUGGCAUCAAAAAGAAUAUCGAAGGAGCUCAAGGACUUGCAGAGAGAUCCCCCUACUUCAUGCAGUGCAGGUCCUGUGGCUGAGGAUAUGUUCCAUUGGCAAGCCACCAUCAUAGGUCCAAAUGACAGUCCCUAUGCUGGUGGUGUGUUCCUCGUUACAAUUCAUUUCCCACCUGAUUAUCCUUUCAAACCUCCUAAGGUGGCCUUCAGGACCAAGGUAUUCCAUCCAAACAUAAAUAGCAAUGGGAACAUCUGCUUGGACAUACUCAAGGAACAAUGGAGUCCUGCACUCACCAUAUCAAAGGUUUUACUCUCCAUAUGUUCACUGCUUACAGAUCCAAACCCUGACGAUCCUCUUGUUCCUGAAAUAGCCCAUAUGUGCAAGGCCGACAAAAGCAAGUAUGAGUCUACUGCUAGGAACUGGACUCAAAAGUAUGCCAUGGGAUAG